This is a messenger RNA of Coprinopsis cinerea okayama7#130, 1065 nucleotides long. RefSeq lists its product as hypothetical. The coding region runs from base 1 to 1065 and encodes 354 amino acids. Lineage: Eukaryota; Fungi; Basidiomycota; Agaricomycetes; Agaricales; Psathyrellaceae. The record is from RefSeq and is a predicted model, not a curated record. The transcript is spliced from 7 exons.
AUGUCUGUCAAACCCCCCAACCCGUCGGGGAGAAACCAGCACGGUAAUGGAAAGAUACUCGAUAUUUGCCCUGACAUCGGCGAGCGCUUGCAAAGGUACUUUGACCAAGGCGUCCGUCAGAAGGAUAUUCCCCAGCGCCUUUUGAAGGAUUUGCCUGGGCUGAGUGUCAGGUCAGUUCGAAGGCUCAUCAAGCAGCUUGGUAUCAGAACAACGCGGAACAGCGGCCUCACCGACCUUGAGAAAGGCAAAGCAAUUCUCGAGCUGAAGCAACACGAUCCAUUGGGACGCUGGGGAGCUCGUGCGGUAAAGGAGAAGCUUGCUUUGCAGUCCGUUCACGUUUCACGCGACUUUACUGCUAAGUUCAUGCAACAUGAAGACCCCAUGGGCGCCGUAGCAAGGAACCCUCGCGUCAAGAAAGCUCACCCAUAUGGCAUAACUUCUGCUGGUCCAAACGAGGAGUGGUGUGCAGAUGGACACGAGAAGAUCACGAAAUCGAUGGGGAUUUCAGUCUGGGGCAUUAUUGACAAGUACAGUCGAAUGGAGCUUGGUCUGUUCGCAGGAAUAAACGCCCGAGACUCCGAGUUACCGGUGGCACUGUGGCUCCGAGUUGUUCAUCGUCUAGGAGGGAUGUCUGUAACAUUGUCCGUGGAUAAGGGAAGCGAGCUUGGUCGCAUGAUUACAUUAGUUACUGACCUUCGAGCUAAAUAUCAGCCCUAUAUACCUGAAGAGAACGUCCCAGCAGUUAGGGCAUCCGACAGCAGAACCAACAUCACACGCGAACGUAACUGGAGACCGCUCUGGGAGAAGGAGCUCUCGAACAUCGAGUACUUCUACCUGAAUGGCAAGAUCGAGUCUGGCUUCCACCCCAACGACGAAUUUCACCAGAUGGUUGCGCGAUGGGUUUGGGCCCAGAUCGUUCAAGCCAAACUGGAUGCUCUGAUGAUCGAGAAUGCUUCCCAUCGCAUUCGCGGUCAGAGGAAUAUCCUUCUCCCAAGCGAUGCACGUCGGGAGGACCUCUAUAACCAUCCAGAGGAGUACGGGGGCGAGAAGGGCCUCUUGAUUUGA